UAACACAAAGACACACAGACGCCAUGAUGGCCAGACUCAAGAUGACCUGGCUUCUGAUAUGCGGCCUUAUGUACCUAUUUGAUACAGGUGAGGCCAUUCAGUGCUAUCAAUGUGACAGUAACGAGGAUUCCUCCUGCCCUACUGGACACUUCUUUGACACAGAGGUUAAUGCACCUAUUGACUGCAACAGUUUUGAAGCAAAAACUCCUGGGCAGUUUUGUAUGAAAAUAACACAAGAAAGUCCUGGAUGGGGCGGCUGGAAAAAAAUCACAAGACGCUGUGGAUCCAGGACUGAUUCUGGUGUGGCAUGGGGGUGCAGAUGGUCCUGGGACCAAGUGGGUGUGUUCAAGGAGAUCUGCUACUGCGAGUAUGAUUCUUGUAAUGGAGCCACACGGUCUAGUCUUCAACUAUUUCUAGGCAUGGGAAUCGCCGUCCUUGCAUACAUCACUAAACUAAUACUGUGAUGAUCAUUUUCCUCAUUAUCUCAUCAUCAUACCAUUUAUACAGAAAUUUAAUAUGCGGGGGAAAAAAGAAAAAAAAAUACAUACUGGUACAUUGUACAUGUAUAAGGAAAAGUUUAUGAUAUGAAACUGUAAUGAUGUGGAAUUCAAUAUGUGUAAAAAGAAGAUUUUAGGAAGAUACAUGCUUUGAGUAUAUUUACGAAAUAACCAUGUACUGAAAUAAAGUCAAACAAUAAUUCUGGUUAUACCUUAUAAUUUAAUUCAAUAAGUAAGGCAACCCUUUUUAAUUGAGAGUUUGUGAUAUUUUUUCAUUUCUGAUAAAAACUUAAUACUUUUUCACAAAACACAACAUUGCCCAUUACCAGUGAUUUCUUCGCCAAGCAACUUCAACCAAUCAGAAGUUAGAAUUACAAAUGCUGCGCCAAACAUUGCGGUAUACGAUGUCAUCACUUUUCGUGUUGUCUGUGUUUUAGGGUAUAAGAAUAUAACCUGAAAAAAUUACCAUUGGGAGAAUAGCCAAAAUGAAAAUAUAACCAUCAUGCGAUUAUUUGCCUAUAAUCAGAAAUUGGAGAGAAUCUCUGAGAAAAGUGUAAAUUUGUAUGAUGUCAAAUGAAAUGCAUCUUUCUAAUUUUUGAAGGUUUCCUUUUUAAUUUGACAAUUAAUGUUUGGAAUAAAUGUAACUUCUUAUUUUAUGAUGCAUGAUUACAACUGUACAAACGGUUCAAUCUGCCAUAAGGUAUCACUGCAUUAAGACAUGUGCUUAUUUCAUUACAAAUUCUCCUGUGAAAAUAUAAGUCAUUGUGUGGAAUUCUAAUUGGUAAUUAUAACCUCAUCCAUAUUGAAGUUUAGUCUUCAUUUUGUGUUCUAGUUGAGAUGAUGCAAUACAGACUGUAUAGUGAUACCAAACAUGUUUAAUUAUACCCACAUCACAAUCUAAUUAUAGUUUCAUCUUAGAACAGUGUGCGUAGGAUACAAAUUUAUUUUUAUAGGGAAAGAAAAUAUCAAAAAAUUCAUGAAGAUAAAAUAUUUCCUAUUUUUUUUUAAAGGAUCCGGACACAAGUUUCUUCUCUGUGGAUCGAAAUCCUAAUUUAGAAUUUCUCUCCCAAGUAUGAAUAACAUGGUGCAAUUACACGGCUGUCAGAAGUCUUGAGCCAAGACCAUUUAUAGUACUUUGAUUGGUUUAACAUCUGGUCGUUCUAGUUUAGGAUUUGAUGCACAGAUUUGGGACAUAUGUCACUUCUGUGGUGCAGACAGGUGCCAUGGUCACUUUUGUCUAUGCAAGAUUGUAUAUGCCUAGUUAGAUACCAUAAUGGGAAGGUUUAUUCACUCACAGCUUUCCAUUCUAUAUAGCACAUUCCAAACGAUUAUAACACACAGAUUCAAUGCAAUUCCACAAUUGAUAUCUUAUGCAUUUUCUUAACUUGAACGAAAUGUUGAAGUCUUUGCUUAGUAAUUAAAUAUUUUCAUUGCAAUGAUAAUAUAUAAUGUCAUAAUGUUACAUUUGUAUCUGCUAUUUCCCUUAUUAUACAAAAAUUUUGCAACAUGCGAAAUAUUAAUUGAAACUCAAGGUAAGUAAUGUAUGUAUUUUUUAAAAACAAGGUUGCAGUAGAUAGCAUUGAUAAUAACCAUUGUUAGUAUAGAAUGUUUUUUGCAAAAUAAAAUAUGUGAUACUUUUUUUCUUUUCAAUGUUAUUAAAUAUUCAAAUGGCUUAGUAACAUUGUCCAUUUAAUGUUACUCUGAUUGGUUGACACUAAAAGUUCAGUCUAAAUAUAUAAAAAAAAAAAUUAUGGGAAUCCCUGUUUUUUGCAUUACCUGGGUAGUUAAAUAGAAUUUGGUGCUGGGAAUGUAUUGCGUCCUACAUUGAGAAGACAUUAUUUUACCUAAAUGUUUUUCAAAUGAUGGGAUUUGUCACAGAUUAGGAUGAAUUUGUCUAGAAACGUGUUCAAAUUAGAAGAACAGGUCAUUAGAUAAGUAGGAAAUAAUGCAGUAAUGAUUGAACAUUGUAUGUCGAGGACCUCCAGAUGUCAACAAGGUGAAUUCCUCAUAAUACCUAGGUCCAUCUCGUUUUUAUAAUAUAAUAUAUGUGACUCGUCCAUGUAAUGUUUUGUUAAUUGAAUGUCAAGCCAUGUUGGCUGUUUUGUGUGUCAAAUACAUGUAGUUAAAUAUUUUGGUUGCUUUAUCGAUAUGAAAAGCACCACCAUAUCAAAACAUAUCAGACAUGUAUUAUAUUUUAGAGUACUUUUUAUUAGUUUUACAUGUAAAUAAUGAUUUUUUAGACUUGUAUAUUUCAUUGUAGAUAAUUUUAUAAUUGAUGUACACAUACAUAACAUUCCACGAUGUAUCCUAGAUUAAGGUAAUGAGUGUAAAUAAUUUGUAAUCCAGACAUUGAUCAAAUGCUAUGUAACUUGCCUUUUGAUCAGAUAUCUUCAAACUUAUAAGCAAAAUGAAACACACAUUUGAACCUCGCUAAUUCAAGCCUCACUAAGCUUAAAACCUUCUGAUGCUUUUUCUUUAUUAAAUUCUUUUUCCAUGACAGCAGUAAUAGAUGUCCACAUCACAUGAAAAAAAAAGGAUUUCCAUUCCCAAAUUUUGUUUAGUAAUCAUCAUAUGCCUUUUGCAAAGCUGUUGGUCAAAUUUUCAUACAAAAUUCAAUAGACCACACAUUUGAUAAUGAUAAGGUAUGUGGACAUACAGUAGAAUCCUUUGUAGGCAAAUGCAUGCCCUGUUGGGGGCCAUCUACAAAGUGUGCAUAUUAAAAAAAAAUGCAGAAACAGGCCAGUCUGAUAUGGAAAUUCACAUUUCAUUUAUUUGGAUUCGUUAGAUUUAAACUCUUCCCUGAGUAACCAACAAAUUAACGAGGUUUGUAAUGUGGUCAUUUUGGAUAUUUUAUUUGGGACUGAUACAUUUGUAAAUUGAAAAAAUAAACAACAAAAAACUGUCAAAAAAAGCUGUGAAAUUUUAAGUUAAGUUGAUUGUUCUUUAUUAUCUUAAUAAAUUUAUUACAUUUUUUUUUUAGCAAUUUUAAUUUUCUUUUGGUUAUUUUUUAUUAAUUGUUUAAGCGGACAAAUAGCUUAAAAAUAAAGCAGCUAGAAUAAGCCUGAUACAAUUUUGUGCUUGUAUGCUUUUUUAUACAUAUAAAUAUUUAAGGUAUAAAGUGCUAGAAACUAGAACUUGUGCUUUUUUUGAAAGGCAGAACCCACAUAAUGCAUAGCUCUACUUUUGAUUUGUACAUGGAAUUUAAAAAAAUUAAAAAAAUAAAUUACAGUUUAAAAUGACCAUAAUACAAUUCUAUAUGUACUUAUAUCAAGUGAGACCACAGAACUCAGUGUAAUUAAAACAUAUCAAGUCUUCUUUUUUUCUCUCCAAAUAACAUUUUAUUACAUUCCUCAAAUUUUUAUCUAUACAUGUUUUGGUGGAAUUGUGAUUUCCCACUUGGUUGUGAUCCUUUCCAAAUUGAAACUAUUUUCAAGUCUAAUUGUUUUAUGGUUGAAUUUAUAACAAGCAAAUGUGCAUUCCUUACAUUCAAAGGUUGUUUGUUUAAAUAGCAUGUAAAUAAGAAAAAUAUUGAUGAUUGAAUUCAGUUGUAUAUAAUGUAAAUGAUUUGUAGAGCGAUUCCAUUUGUAAAUUUACAUGCAAUCAGCAGCCAUCCAAUUUUCAUAUUUUGUAAGUAAUAAAAAAAAAUGAUAAUUGA
Molecule: messenger RNA, 4152 nt
Organism: Mizuhopecten yessoensis (Yesso scallop)
Lineage: Eukaryota; Metazoa; Mollusca; Bivalvia; Pectinida; Pectinidae
Exons: 4
Coding region: 24-464 (146 amino acids)
Biological process (GO): positive regulation of voltage-gated potassium channel activity; sleep; regulation of synaptic transmission, cholinergic
Source: RefSeq, a predicted model, not a curated record